Molecule: messenger RNA, 7429 nt
Organism: Salarias fasciatus (jewelled blenny)
Lineage: Eukaryota; Metazoa; Chordata; Actinopteri; Blenniiformes; Blenniidae
Gene: tnika
Product: TRAF2 and NCK interacting kinase a
Exons: 35
Coding region: 378-4466 (1362 amino acids)
Biological process (GO): protein phosphorylation
Cellular component (GO): cytosol
Molecular function (GO): ATP binding; protein kinase activity
Source: RefSeq, a predicted model, not a curated record
CGGCGGCACCGCCACAGCACGCCCGCUCUCCGCAGCGCUUCUUCUUCCUCCGCAGACCGUCUCCAUCCCUCAGACAUGGACCCGGAGGUGCCGCCGAGCCCGGCGCUGUCGCUCUCCAUCCUCCUCCCCGCCGGGGCGCUGCUCUAGCCGCGCGCGCUGUGUCGGAAAAAGGUGGAUUGAUAUUAUUUGGUUGUCCGCUGUGCAAGGAGAGAGAUAAAGGAAAGAGAGAAAGAGAGUGUGUGUGUGUGUGUGUGUGAGAGAGAGAGAGAGAAGGGGAGCGGGACAGUGUAAAGAGCAGCAGAGGAGACCAGACCACACAGUCGUGACAGUGAAAGGCCGUCUCGGGAUAUCGGGAGAGGGGCUUUCUGUCCUCCAUCAUGGCGAGUGACUCUCCAGCUCGAGGUCUGGAUGAAAUCGACCUCUCCACUUUGAAGGAUCCCGCUGGCAUAUUUGAGCUGGUUGAGUUGGUGGGAAAUGGCACCUACGGGCAAGUGUACAAGGGUCGCCAUGUUAAGACGGGGCAGCUGGCAGCUAUCAAGGUCAUGGAUGUCACCGGGGACGAGGAAGAGGAGAUCAAAGCGGAAAUCAACAUGCUGAAGAAGUACAGCCACCAUCGCAACAUCGCCACCUAUUAUGGAGCAUUCAUCAAGAAGAACCUCCCCGGGAUAGACGACCAGCUAUGGCUGGUCAUGGAGUUCUGUGGAGCUGGCUCGGUGACAGACUUAAUCAAGAAUACCAAGGGCAACUCUCUGAAAGAGGAGUGGACUGCUUACAUCUGCAGAGAGAUUCUCAGGGGUCUGACUCAUCUCCAUCAGCACAAGGUCAUCCACCGAGACAUCAAGGGACAGAACGUCCUGCUGACUGAGAACGCAGAGGUCAAACUAGUGGACUUUGGCGUCUCGGCCCAGUUGGACAGAACAGUAGGAAGGAGGAACACAUUCAUUGGGACACCUUAUUGGAUGGCACCAGAGGUUAUCGCCUGUGAUGAGAACCCUGAAGCCACAUACGACUUCAAGAGCGAUUUAUGGUCCCUGGGAAUCACAGCCAUAGAGAUGGCCGAAGGAGCGCCUCCGCUGUGUGACAUGCACCCGAUGAGAGCCCUCUUCCUCAUUCCCCGCAGCCCCGCGCCCAGGCUAAAGUCAAAGAAAUGGUCGAAGAAGUUCCUAUCGUUCAUCGAGAGCUGCCUGGUGAAAAGCCACAGCCAGCGACCCACCACAGAGCAGCUCCUCAAACACCCCUUCAUCAGAGACCUGCCCAACGAGAGGCAGAUCCGCAUCCAGCUGAAGGACCACAUCGAUCGCACCAAGAAGAAGAGAGGAGAGAGAGAGGAGACAGAGUAUGAGUACAGUGGCAGUGAAGAGGAGGAUGAAGACAGAGACAUGGGUGAACCGAGCUCCAUCAUCAACAUCCCCGGUGAGUCAACCCUGAGGCGAGACUUCCUGCGCCUCCAGCUGGCCAAUAAGGAGCGUUCGGAGGCACAGCGGCGGCAGCAGCUGGAGCAACUGCAGAACGAGCAGCACAAGCGCGUACUGCUGGCCGAGAGGCAGAAACGCAUCGAGGAGCAGAAGGAACAAAGGAGAAGGUUGGAAGAGCAGCAGGAACGAGAGCGUGGGCUGAGGAAGCAGCAUGAGAGGGAACAGAGGAGGCGCUAUGAGGAAAUGGAGCAGCUCCGCAGAGAGGAGGAGAGGAGGCAUGCCGAGAGAGAGCAGGAGUAUAUCCGUAGACAGCUGGAAGAGGAACAGAGGCAGUUAGAGAUCCUCCAGCAGCAGCUACUGCAGGAACAGGCAUUACUGCUGGAGUACAAGCGUAAGCAAGUUGAGGAGCAGCGGCAGGCGGAGAGGCUGCAGAGGCAGCUCCAGCAGGAGAGAGCCUACCUGGUGUCUCUACAACAGCAGCAGAAGCAGCAGCAGCAGCAACAGCAGCAGCAGCAGCAGCAGGAGGAGGGAAGACAGGUGGAGAAGAAACAGCUUUACCACUACAAGGAUGUCAUUAAUCCUAAUGACAAGCCUGCCUGGGCUAAAGAGGUGGAGGAGCGAUCUAAGCUGAACAGACAGAGCUCCCCGGCGCCGCAGCACAAAGUGUCCAACCGCAUCUCCGACCCCUCCCUCCCUCCCCGCUCCGAGUCCUUCAGCAGCGGCGGCAUGCAGCCUGCCCGCACCCCACCCAUCCACCGCCCCAUCGAACCACAGAUGGCUCACCUGGUCCCAGUAAAGACCCACUCCAGCUCCAUGUCGGGCUCUCAGUCUCUGCAAGACCAGACAGGCUCAGCUUUGAGCGAAGGCGUUAGCGUGGGAUCCCCCAGGCCCGAGAUGCCUCGGCAGAACUCUGACCCCACCUCCGACACGCCGGGACUCCCUCCUCGGAUCGCCGGCAGGGAGGAACGGGAGAGGGACAGGGAAAGGGACAGGGACAGAACCGCUUGGCUGAGGGAGGAGGACAUCCCACCCAAGGUUGAGGAUCACAAUCAGAAAAGAAGAUUAACAACUUCUCAUGUACCCCAGAGGACCACAUCCAUCUCCCCAGCCCUAGUGAGGAAGAACUCCCCUAACGGAGGAGUGGGUCUGGGCCCUCGCACAGGUUCUCAGCUCAUACGAGCCAGCAAUCCAGACCUGCGCCGCUCCGAGCUUUCUCUGGACGCCAUGCUGCAAAGAACCUCCUCCAAUUCAUCAUCUUCCUCCUCCCCUUCAUCUCAGGGAGGCUCAGCAGAGAGGAGAGGUCUAGCCAAGCAGGAAGGAUCUCCUCCAGGAGCCAAUCAGGAGGCAAAGUCCAAACAGGAGGAAGGUCGUGAAUCCACCAGACCCAGCAGACCGGCCAGCUAUAAGAAAGCCAUAGAUGAGGACUUAAGCGCUCUGGCGAAGGAACUCAGAGAACUAAGGGUAGAAGAAGGAAGCAGACCUCCGGUGAAGGUUACAGACUAUUCAUCCUCCAGUGAGGAGUCGGAGAGCAGCGACGAGGACGGCGAGACAGUGGGGCAUGAUGGGACAGUUGCUGUUAGCGACAUCCCCCGCAUCAUGCCAGCAGUGCAGACCAGUGGUGAGUCGUACGGCGGGCUGACGGAGGACUCCCUGGGAGAUGCCCACAACAGCUCCAAGGACGGGACUCUGGUGAUGAGAGAGGCAGAGGAGAGGAGGAGAGCUGGUCACACAGAGAGUAAUGGAUUUGGAAAUCACAGCAACCACGGUAACCUGCCCGACCUGGUGCAGCAGAGCAACUCUCCCUCUGCCACGCCCACCACGGCCCUGCAGGAGCUGAGCGAUGCGGCCGAGUUUUGUUUGAGUGGGUCCAAAGCGUCAUUCACACCGUUUGUUGAUCCACGGGUGUAUCAGACCUCCCCGAGUGAUGACAAUGAAAACUCAGCAGCAGCCAUGUUUGCCAAUGAGCUUCUGCGGCAGGAACAAGCCCGGCUGAACGAAGCCAGGAAGAUCUCUGUGGUGAAUGUCAACCCCACCAACAUCAGACCUCACAGCGACACGCCAGAGAUUCGCAAAUACAAGAAGCGCUUCAACUCUGAGAUCCUCUGUGCCGCUCUUUGGGGUGUGAAUCUUCUGGUGGGGACGGAGAAUGGUCUGAUGCUGCUUGACCGAAGCGGACAGGGAAAAGUCUAUAACUUGAUUACCAGGCGGCGUUUCUUGCAAAUGGAUGUACUGGAGGGCCUCAACGUGCUCGUCACUAUCUCCGGAAAGAAGAAUAAGUUACGUGUCUACUAUUUAUCUUGGCUGAGGAACAGAAUAUUACACAACGACCCGGAGGUAGAGAAGAAGCAAGGCUGGAUUACGGUUGGAGAACUGGAGGGCUGUGUGCAUUAUAAAGUUGUGAAAUAUGAAAGGAUCAAGUUCCUGGUCAUUGCUCUUAAGAACUCAGUGGAAAUCUAUGCCUGGGCUCCCAAACCCUACCACAAGUUCAUGGCUUUUAAGUCGUUUACUGAGCUGCAGCACCGCCCUCAACUGGUCGACCUGACAGUGGAGGAAGGUCAGAGGUUAAAAGUCAUCUAUGGCUCUAGCGUAGGCUUCCAUGUCAUUGACGUGGACUCGGGGAAUCCCUACGACAUCUACAUCCCCUCACAUUGUGCCAAACAGAUGAAGAUCCAGAGCCAGGUGACACCCCACGCCAUCGUGGUGCUGCCCAAAACGGAUGGGAUGGAGAUGCUGCUGUGCUACGAGGACGAGGGCGUCUACGUCAACACCUACGGACGGAUCACCAAGGACGUGGUGCUACAGUGGGGAGAAAUGCCCACCUCUGUUGCCUAUAUCCACUCUAAUCAGAUUAUGGGCUGGGGGGAGAAAGCCAUAGAGAUCCGCUCUGUGGAGACAGGUCAUCUGGACGGCGUCUUCAUGCACAAGAGAGCCCAGAGGCUCAAAUUCCUGUGCGAGCGGAACGACAAGGUAUUCUUUGCAUCCGUGCGUUCGGGAGGUAGCAGCCAAGUUUUCUUCAUGACACUCAACAGAAACUCUAUGAUGAACUGGUGAUGUCGCCCGUCGUACACUCUGCCUCAUCCUCCCAUCGGCCAGUCUGGUAACCAACAUCGGCCCACCGCACAUCUCACAAACGAGCCUGAUCAACCGUGAGGCCAUAAAUGAACUCUUUUAACACAGGAGAGACUAAUACAGUGUAGAGAAGAAGAAAAAAAAGAUGUUAUUUUAGAGAAGAAAAAAAAAAUAAUAAAGACCAGAUCUGAAUAAAGAGAGUUAUACUAGAUGAAGUCUGGUCAUGCAGAAGCCAUCGUUACUUAACUGACUGGCAAACUGGUGCCACUAACUUUCCAAAUAUUCUCUUCUUCUGUCUAUUUCCCUCCAUAAAUCUUGUCCCUCUCUAACUCCACUUUGUCUCGGUGUUCCACAUGGACCAGUGCAUUCAAGUGUGUAACAGUUAUACUUUACGUUUCUUCCGUUCAUGUUCUUGCACUCCUUCCCGGUAGAUGUAUGAUAUUUUUUCAAUUCUUUGACAGCCAUGUCCUUCAUAUUCCUCUCUCCUUAUCCUCCAAGUGUGGGCUUAUUCCCAGGCAACUACAGCUCAGAGGCUGAGGAAGCGAUACAUGAAUACGGUUUCAUCAGGUUUUUAUGAUUCAGUUCCAUACAGCAGUGCAGGGAAAGUAGUUGAAAGAUGACAAAUCCAGCCCGGGUGCCGGCAAUUUAUUCAGACAGCCUGAUUGAUUUUCAUUCUCCUUUGUCACUCCUGUCUUCCUCCACUUCCUCCCUUUUUGCCAUCUUUUCAGGUUUGAGUAAACCGAGUCGUGAUUUAGCGUUCGAUCGCGUUCCUCUGAUAGAGAUGCAGAAAGACGCUGGGCUGUCGGGUGGGUUUCAACAGUAUGCAAAUAUGAUGUCUGUGUCCCUUUAAAGUGAAAUCACUGGCCCGUCCUGUCUUUUUACUCCUCUUUUCCUCUAUCUCUCUUCCUGCCAACCCCGCCCCGCACAUCACGUUGACGAUCUCCCUCUCCUCACUCUUUACUUCUUUAAACUCUGAAGGUGCUGCAUCAGAUAUACUGUAAUCCUCAAAUCAACAAUGCGCGCGUCAUUCUGUUCUUUUCUGUUCCUCCAUUUUUUUUCUGUGGAACAGUUUGGAGUCAGUCAGUCUUCGAAGUUUGAUGAAAUGUACAGCACAUCUGUGUCUCUGAAAUCAGGAGUGUGCGUGUGUGUGCGUGCGUGUGUGUCUGUUGACUUGAUGCUGAAAAUAAGACGAAAUCAAAUCAAGUCUGAAUCGAAGCAGGACGUUGAAAUCACAGUCCAGCAAAUGUCAAGUCGUUUAGUCUCUGUGGGUGGACUUUUACCUUUGAUGCGAUCAAAGCAACAUUGAGUGUGUUUACAUGCAAUAUAUUAUGUUCUUGUAGUGCGGUUUAUCAGUCGGUUGUCUAAACAUCAUGCAUCUCACAAUAGCAAUAUGAGUGUUUUAUUUCUCGGAUUCUGUUUUUCUUUCCUUUAUCACAGUAAUUACAGACACGGCUGUGUGGCUGUAGGACAUACAUGAAAAGCUUAUCCUGAAUACAACCUCAGGAGGACAUGAGCUACUAUCCCAAAAGAAAAGGAAAAAAAAAAAAAACAAAGUGUGUGCAUGUGGAAGCACUCAUUGUUGAAAGCUGUGGUGUGUAUCUGGAAUCAUCCCCGGUUUGUUGUUCUGAUUUUGGCUCCGAACUGUUUGUACAGUGCCUAGCAUGAUGUAAGCAAAACUCAAACGGAGGCCAAAAGAUCAUUGCUCACAUUGUACGCUUUUUUUUUUUUUUUUUAUUGGAUUAUUACAUUACAGCUUUUUGGUUUUGUUUAGUUUUUUAGAGCUGGGGUCUUUGUGUGUGUGUGUGUGUUAUCCAAUUUUAACACAUUGCUGAUGCUAUCUGUCUCCUCUAAUGGGGAUGCACAUUAACAAAUUUGAGACUUGAUUUAUUCUUUGAAAGGAGCAACUGAUGUAUGGUUUAUUAAAAUGUUGAAAUGCCCUUUGAAAUCCUUCGAUCGACCCAUUAUGACUUUACGACACUACUGACGGUGGGCCCGCUCGUGCCGACUGAAAAGCAGUGAAAUUAGUGUUCUGUCAGAGGGAUCUAUCACCGUAGCCCGAGGAUCGACUGACAAAACAACACACAUGGGAGUGAAGUUACUUUAAAACGGGACAGAGGCCAGGCAGCAGAUUUUUCAAGCCAUCGGUUUUCAUUUAAGCCACCUUCAAACUCCAGCCUGCGGACACGCCGGAGGCAGCUCACCGAGAAGACAAUCACCAACGGACCAUAAACAACACCGAGGCACUUGAUCAAAGUAAAGACUGCAAAACUUUUCCAAUCAGUAAUAUAAACUUUCAGUUUGGCUCCAAAAAAAAAAUUGGACUUGUGUGCAUCAAUGUGGAAUGAAUUCAGUAGCUGUUGGUGAAUCUGAGUGUGCCUCUUCCUGUCUCUUGUUUUGGGUAACUUUUCCCUCCUUUUUGGCCCAUGCUCAACACAUCCAAAGCAAAAACAGGCGAAUCCCCCCGUCAUGUAAUAAUCCUCUUGACUCUAUUUUAUUCUGUUAAAUUAUUAAAUGUGUUUCCCUUGUAUUUUCAAGGACUUUUUUUUCCGUGUUCAUGCAGUAGCCGUUCCUGUGCAGCUGUAAAGUUAGGUUCGCUGAUCUCUCUGCGGAGGAGCCGGCUAACAUUCUAGCAAUAAAGAGCAGAGCUAUAGAAACCACUGUCUUCCCUGUGUGCACGCAUGCGACGGCGCGAGUGAUCAAGCGUGAAUGGGGCAUUAUUGUGUUUUGUCCAUUUUUAAAAUUCACUCUUCCCAUUGAGAAAAAAAAAAUGCUGACAGUCGUGACACUGAGGUCUCUCCUUUCAAAGAUGAAACCACUGUAUUCUUUAUUCUGUUUAAUUCUUGUUUUCUUUUAUUUGAAAGAGCAUUACUAAUGUCCUGUUUUGGGAUUUAUUUGUUUUGUAAAAGAAAUGAUGUAAGAGAGAAAUAAAUGAAACUAGCAUUACA